Messenger RNA from Peromyscus californicus insignis, 2442 nucleotides. It is a transcript of the gene Pax6, whose product is annotated as paired box 6. Gene Ontology annotation, molecular function: DNA-binding transcription factor activity, RNA polymerase II-specific; RNA polymerase II cis-regulatory region sequence-specific DNA binding. Lineage: Eukaryota; Metazoa; Chordata; Mammalia; Rodentia; Cricetidae. The record is from RefSeq and is a predicted model, not a curated record. The transcript has 14 exons. Bases 698 to 2008 code for a protein of 436 amino acids. Gene Ontology annotation, biological process: regulation of transcription by RNA polymerase II; anatomical structure development.
AGUGUAUUCAUAUUCAAACAAACCGACCAAUUGCACUAGGCAGGGAGAGGGAGCAUCCAAUCGGCUGGCGCGAGGCCCCGGCGCUGCUUUGCAUAAAGCAAUAUUUUGUGUGGGAGCGAGCGGUGCAUUUGCAUGUUGCGGAGUGAUUAGUGGGUUUGAAAAGCGAACCGUGGCUCGGCCUCAUUUCCCGCUCUGGUUCAGGCGCAGGAGGAAGUGUUUUGCUGGAGGAUGAUGACAGAGGUCAGGCUUCGCUAAUGGGCCAGUGAGGAGCGGUGGAGGCGAGGCCGGGCGCCGGCACACACACAUUAACACACUUGAGCCAUCACCAAUCAGCAUAGGGAUCUGAGAAUUGCUCUCACACACCAACCCAGCAGCGUCCGUGGAGAAAACUCUCACGAGCAACUCUUUUAAAAUACCAUCAUUUCAAACCGUUGUGGUCUUUAAGCGACAACAGGGGGGAAACAACAAAAACCAAAAACCCAAAAAAAAAAAAAAAAAAAAAAAGCCCAACCAAACCAAACUCUUGACAGGAGCUUUGACAACGACGAGAGAGAGGAUGCCUCUUAAAGGCAGAAGACUUUAACUAGGGGCGAGCAGAUGUGUGAGAUCUUCUGUUCUAAGAGUGGACACAUAGCCCGGUUUUCAGAGCCCCGCAUUCGAGCCCCGUGGGACCCGGAGGCCGCCAACCAGCGCCAGCAUGCAGAACAGUCACAGCGGAGUGAAUCAGCUUGGUGGUGUCUUUGUCAACGGGCGGCCACUGCCGGACUCCACCAGGCAGAAGAUCGUAGAGCUAGCUCACAGCGGGGCCCGGCCGUGCGACAUUUCCCGAAUUCUGCAGACCCAUGCAGAUGCAAAAGUCCAAGUGCUGGACAAUGAAAACGUGUCCAACGGAUGUGUGAGUAAAAUUCUGGGCAGGUAUUACGAGACUGGCUCCAUCAGACCCAGGGCAAUCGGAGGUAGUAAACCAAGAGUAGCGACUCCAGAAGUUGUAAGCAAAAUAGCCCAGUAUAAACGGGAGUGCCCGUCCAUCUUUGCUUGGGAAAUCCGAGACAGAUUAUUAUCCGAGGGGGUCUGUACCAACGAUAACAUACCCAGUGUAUCAUCAAUAAACAGAGUUCUUCGCAACCUGGCUAGCGAAAAGCAACAGAUGGGCGCAGACGGCAUGUAUGAUAAACUAAGGAUGUUGAACGGGCAGACCGGAAGCUGGGGCACGCGCCCUGGUUGGUAUCCCGGGACUUCAGUACCAGGGCAACCUACACAAGAUGGUUGCCAGCAACAGGAAGGCGGGGGAGAGAACACCAACUCCAUCAGUUCAAAUGGAGAAGACUCGGAUGAGGCUCAAAUGAGGCUUCAGCUGAAGCGGAAGCUGCAGAGAAAUAGAACGUCCUUUACCCAAGAGCAGAUUGAGGCUCUGGAGAAAGAGUUUGAGAGGACCCAUUAUCCAGAUGUGUUUGCCCGGGAAAGACUAGCAGCCAAAAUCGAUCUACCUGAAGCCAGAAUACAGGUAUGGUUUUCUAAUCGAAGGGCCAAAUGGAGAAGAGAGGAAAAGCUGAGGAAUCAGAGAAGACAGGCCAGCAACACCCCUAGCCACAUCCCUAUCAGCAGCAGUUUCAGCACCAGUGUCUACCAGCCGAUUCCACAGCCCACCACGCCUGUUUCCUCCUUCACAUCAGGCUCCAUGUUGGGCCGAACAGACACCGCCCUCACCAACACGUACAGUGCUCUGCCACCUAUGCCCAGCUUCACCAUGGCAAACAACCUGCCUAUGCAACCCCCAGUUCCCAGCCAGACCUCUUCGUACUCCUGCAUGCUGCCCACCAGCCCUUCGGUAAAUGGGCGGAGUUAUGAUACCUACACCCCUCCGCACAUGCAAACACACAUGAACAGUCAGCCCAUGGGUACCUCGGGGACCACUUCAACAGGACUCAUUUCCCCUGGAGUGUCAGUCCCUGUCCAAGUUCCUGGAAGUGAACCUGACAUGUCUCAGUACUGGCCCCGAUUACAGUAAGAGAGCGAGCGUGAUCAAGAGAGGAAAUGUGUUCACUCAGUCAGUGACGAUGUGGACACAACAGUUGGGUGUUCAGGAAAGGAAGAGAAAUGACUGUUAGAAGCACUUCCCUUUGCAAUUGUGUCCUGUACUGGAGCCUGGGAAUGGACUAGAAACAAGGACCUUUGCACACAGAAGGCACGGCGUCAGUUGGAACAAAUCUUCAUUUUGGUAUCCAAACUUUUAUUCAUUUUGGUGUAUUAUUUGUAAAUGGGCAUUUGUAUGUUAUAACGAAGAAAAGAACAACACAGACUGGUGGACCUUGGAUCUGUGUUGGCUCAUGUGGUUGUUUAAAGGAAACCAUGAUUGACAAGAUUUGCCAUGGAUUUAAGAGUUUUAUCGAGAUAUAUCGAAUACUUCUACCCAUCUGUUCAUAGUUUAUGGACUGAUGUUCC